AUGAAGAACAUCUGGACCCCUACCCCCAGCCGGGCUCCUCAACACAAACUUUCCGUCCAGCUCGCUGCCUCCUGCGCGCUCGGCGCCUCCCGCUCCAACGCGGCUUGUUCCGCACGUUCAGGCCAGCCCCCUUCCCCACGACCCCCCUUCCCUGGUCCCCCUCUCAGCUCCCUCGGGCCCGGCGGAGUGGCCCGACCGGAGCGCCCUAGCAAGCUUGGACCAGGCUCAGGCUGCCCAGCGGGCUCAGGCCCAGAGCCCAGAGUAACCAGCACAAUAGCGUCCAACAGCUGGAACACCAGCAGCAGCCCCGGGGAGGCCCGGGAGGAUGGGCCCGAGGGCCUGGACAAGGGGCUGGACAACGAUGCGGAGGGGGUGUGGAGCCCAGACAUCGAGCAGAGCUUCCAGGAGGCCCUGGCCAUCUACCCACCCUGCGGCCGCCGCAAGAUCAUCCUGUCGGACGAGGGCAAGAUGUACGGUCGGAAUGAGUUGAUAGCGCGCUAUAUUAAAUUGAGGACGGGAAAGACGCGGACGAGAAAGCAGGUGUCCAGCCACAUACAGGUUCUAGCUCGGAAGAAGGUGCGGGAGUACCAGGUUGGCAUCAAGGACCAAGUCUCCAAGGACAAAGCCCUCCAGAGCAUGGCGUCCAUGUCCUCUGCCCAGAUUGUCUCCGCCAGUGUCCUACAGAACAAGUUCAGCCCACCCUCCCCUCUGCCUCAGGCCGUCUUCUCCACCUCCUCACGGUUCUGGAGCAGCCCCCCUCUCCUGGGACAGCAGCCUGGACCCUCUCAGGACAUCAAGCCCUUUGCACAGCCAGCCUACCCCAUCCAGCCGCCCCUGCCAUCGACGCUCAGCAGUUAUGAGCCCCUGGCCCCGCUCCCCCCGGCUGCUGCCUCUGUGCCCGUGUGGCAGGAUCGCACCAUCGCCUCUUCCCGGCUGCGGCUCCUCGAGUAUUCCGCCUUCAUGGAGGUGCAACGAGACCCUGACACGUACAGCAAACACCUGUUUGUGCACAUCGGCCAGACGAACCCCGCCUUCUCCGACCCACCCCUGGAGGCAGUCGAUGUGCGUCAGAUCUACGACAAGUUCCCUGAGAAAAAGGGUGGACUGAAGGAGCUCUAUGAGAAGGGGCCCCCUAAUGCUUUCUUCCUCGUCAAGUUCUGGGCCGACCUUAACAGCACCAUCCAGGAGGGCCCGGGAGCCUUCUAUGGGGUCAGCUCCCAGUACAGCUCGGCCGAUAGCAUGACCAUCAGUGUCUCCACCAAGGUGUGCUCCUUUGGCAAGCAGGUGGUGGAGAAGGUGGAGACCGAGUAUGCAAGGCUAGAGAAUGGGCGCUUCGUGUACCGCAUCCACCGCUCACCCAUGUGUGAGUACAUGAUCAACUUCAUCCACAAGCUGAAACACCUGCCCGAGAAGUACAUGAUGAACAGUGUCCUGGAGAACUUCACCAUCCUGCAGGUGGUCACGAGCCGAGACUCCCAGGAAACCCUGCUUGUUAUUGCUUUUGUCUUCGAAGUCUCCACCAGCGAUCACGGGGCCCAGCACCACGUCUACAAGCUCGUCAAAGACUAGGGUGCCCUCUGCCCCCACCACCAGGAUGCAGGACAAACAUCUUUUCCACACAUCUGCCUGGCAUGCCUGGGGGUCCAGGACUGAGAAUUCAUCUGCCUGCCAGGUCUCAGGACCAGGACCCAGGAGGCCUCCCCACCUACCCCCAGCACACACACUCCCUGCCACUGUUCUGCACUUUAAUUAUGGGAGAAGAGAGGGGAGCUCAGAGGUGGAGCAGCCUGGCUGGGACGCCAGGACCAUCACCCAGUUCUGCCCAGACUCACAUGAAUGGGAGGACGCCUUUGGGCUCAGUGUGCGUGGCCACUGGCACCUCAGGGCAGUGUGACGGGUGUGUGAGGGAAGACUGUGGGGGCGGCGGAGCACGGAGGCCGGGAAGGAGUAUGGAGGCGGGGUUGGGUUGAGAAGAACAGAGGGGUCCAAAUUCUCUUUGCACCUGCUUUGUGACAGGCCCCCUGUGUGCCUGGUGCAUCCUCAGACCCUGCAAGCGUGGGUCUCUGGGUGUUGCAAAUGAGAAACUGGGGUGGUGGGCAGAGCUGUAGUUCCAGCCCAGGGCUGCCUGUCCCCAGAGCCCAGGUUUACACUGCCUGCCUGCAGCAGGCCAGCCCCAGAGGGUCGGGGAGAGGGGCCACUGGGUUGGGGGCCUCCUGGCAGGAGGAGCGGCUGCUUCUGACCAGGCAUGAAAGAGGAGCAGCGGGUACUUGGCACAUGUUGAGCACCCUCUGUCAGCCUGCAAUCCAGCCACGGGGCUGGGGGAGCCUCCUGCCCAACCUCCCUCAAGGCUCCCUGGCCCAGAUCCUUCACCACACCCUCUGGCAGCCUCCUGGUGCGGGGGAGGGCCUGGUAGGCCGAGGCUCAGAAAUAGGCUGGAGGGUCAGAUAGGAAGACAGAGGCCUGGCCUCUGGGCAGACCUGUGGCCCAGGGACAAGGGCAGCAAAGGCUUUGAUAUUUUCUCUUGCCUAAGACUACAGUUUGAUGAACCCUCAGUGGGUGCCACUACUUUGUGUUCUUCCUCACCUCAGUCUCCUCACGUGGAGCAGCAGCCCCCGACCCAGUUCUGAGACUAAAGGUUAACCCUGCCUGUUGCCACUUCCCAACACCCAGUCCCCUCAGGCAUUUAUGAGUUUCAUAUGAAGUACUGUGCCCUUCCCUUCCUUACCCCGCCCCGCCCCACUCCAAGCUUCCUGAAGGUCCUCACAGUUUGCAUAUCACUCAGGCCACCUGCAAAAUCCAACCUAGGUUUUAUAAUGUAUAUUAUAUAUUUUUUGUGUACUUUUUAAAUCCAGCUGUGAUGGGUUAUAUCAUAAAAGUGGCGCAGGGCUGGGGCAGGCGCCCUCAAGGCCUGCUCAAAAAAAGAAAUUAAAGUUAUUUGUGGGUUAGUUGUGUGACCGGUUGUGUG
This is a messenger RNA of Pteronotus mesoamericanus, 2965 nucleotides long. RefSeq names its product TEA domain transcription factor 3 (gene TEAD3). The coding region runs from base 1 to 1569 and encodes 522 amino acids. Gene Ontology annotation, molecular function: DNA-binding transcription factor activity, RNA polymerase II-specific; RNA polymerase II cis-regulatory region sequence-specific DNA binding. The transcript has 13 exons. The record is from RefSeq and is a predicted model, not a curated record. Gene Ontology annotation, biological process: embryonic organ development; positive regulation of transcription by RNA polymerase II; hippo signaling. Gene Ontology annotation, cellular component: transcription regulator complex. Lineage: Eukaryota; Metazoa; Chordata; Mammalia; Chiroptera; Mormoopidae.